UGGUUGUUUUGUGAUCGAUUUCCCCGCAUUUUUCAGUUUAUAUACAUUUGAAGGGCUAAACGAUUUCUUCCCUCAAGGGUGUCCUCCCUCCCCAACCGGUCUCAAGGAGCGGCUUACGGGCUUAUGGACGGUUAAUUAUAACGCGUCGUCUGGCUUUACUCAUAUUAAUUGAUAAAAAAACCCAGUGAUUUUUCAUUUUGCGAAAAAUAAUUUGAGAACGAUGGGAUUUUUAAAGAAGGAUCUAGGACGUAUUUGAUUGUUUGAUCGGUAUCCAACAAUAACCGGUCAUGGUUUCAGGAUAUUUAACAUUUUUUCUGUCAGCAAAGUUGUCAUAUGUGCGGCUGUGUUGACACAUGUAGUGUAGUGUUUAUUUGUGGGCGGCGCGGGCGCGGACAUGGCGCUGGGCGGCGCGGUACAGAGCGCCAGCAUGCUGGAACUGUUGUUGGAGGAGAUAAACUUCCAGCGCACCAAGGAGAUGCGCCAGCUCAUGAAGGAUGAGUCGGGUUUCGUGGUUCUCCAAGGCACGACGUACUGGACGGACCUCUUCGUGCGCCACUUCCUUUUCCAAGAGGAGCGCUCGAUCGACUGCGACGAUCUUCUGUUCUUCGUGCGCAAGCGGCACGUCAAGGGGUCCUCGCGGUAUCUGCCCAAGUAUGAGACGGACGUGGAGGUGUUCCGCAAGGACUCGAAAAAGCUACCCAUCGGCGACCCGGAGAUCGACUGGGAGGAGACCGUGUACCUGAACCUGAUCGUGCACCAGUUUGACUACACGCUGACCCUGGCCGUGUGCACGCGCACCAGCCCCAAGGAGCUGCAGGUGCUGCGCCGGCACUCGCAGAAGGUAUACGCAUCGCCCAGCCGCCGCAAGAUGGACACGAAAGGCGAGGGCGAAGAGAUCACCUACCCCCACAUAUGCUUCAUGGUCGACAACUUCGAUGAGGUAUUCAGCGACAUGGUGGUCCGUGACGGCGAGAUGGUUUGCGUGGAGCUUGUAGCGCGAGGGCGCGGAGCGGACGCACUGGCAGUCCUAUUCCUCGGCUCCAUCCGCUACGACGCGCUGUCCAGGGUCUACGACUCCCGGCAAUCGUCGCUAUCAACGAAGGUAGCGCAGCGAAUGUCAUUCGGGCUGCUGGGGCGCGCGGCGGCGCGCUGUGAGUUCGUGCGCAUGAAGGGGCCUCACGGCAAGGGGCAUGCCGAGAUGGCCGUGGCUCGGCCGAGGGGCGCUGGCGUUGAUACGCCUACGUCCGAGCCCGGGCUGACGGCUACCGAUCUCUGGGACAGUGAUUGGGAGGAGGAUCCGGAGGAUAUGUUUAUGUAUCGACAUCAGCGACGCCUAAGCGACCCCAGCGCCAACCUGAACAUCUACUCCCGCGGCGGCUGGCGCACCAAGGACGGCAAGGACAAGAGCCGCUCCGAGAACGAGGGGCUCGACUCGCUGGUCUCCGGGCUAGCUGAGGUGCAGGCCGGAGAUCUGCGCGACGAGCUGGACGACGGCGCGUACAACCCGCUGUGGGCGAUGCGCGGCUUCACGCAGACGUUCGCGCUGUGGAAGGAGGGCAAGCGCGCCUCGUCCGCGCCGCUGCACGCCUACCUCACCUACGUCACGCUGCCGUGGUGGUGCAUCGCCAAGGAUAUCCUGGACCACCGCGAAGAACCCAUCCUGACGUUCUGAACUGCACUCCCGAAUAAAACCGACGUUAAGAUACCUGCAUCAUAGAAGGUCCGGUUGCUAACUUUCAAAAUAUCAUACUUCUAGUGUGAAUGGGUUCAAAUUUUGCGUCCAUGCCAUGUCCGCAGGCCAGGUACCAUAGACUAAAUUGAAAAUUCAUAUUAAACAUAAGAAAAAUAAGAAAUAAAAAUAACGAUGGGCGUUCUUUGGUGCAGGUACCUUAUAUUUCAUAAAAUUUAACAAAAAUGUAAUGAAACCUAUCUUUAACUAUUGUUGUGAUAUUGCCGCAUAAAAAUUAACUUUAUUUAGAUACUUUCUUUUCGUUGUAAAGACCGCACCUUGUGUGAUUUAAGGUCCAAACAUAAUUACAGUUUUGACUGAAAAGUACCUACUAUGAAAUAAAAAUAUUGUUAAAAUAAACUAAAAGGUUUGCCUUAAGUAAGGUAUUUUUCCAGACAUAGGUGCUGUCAUAGCUGUACUUUAACUGAAGACGCGUCGCUUUAUUUUUCCUAGCAAGCUGUUCAUAUCAUUCCAGAUAGUUAGGCGAACAAAUUAAGAUAAUAAACGAAACGGAUAUCUAUAUAAUAACAAUUAACUGCUUGUCUCUAUAUCUAGUCAAACGUAAAAAAUAUGGGAGCUCUCAAAUUUAAAAUAUAAGCAAACGACUGUUUUGUAACUGUGUUGUCAGCGGUAGAAGUAAGUUACUUCAAGUAACUAAACCAUCAGACCCCGGUGCAGGCACACAAUCAGUUAGAAGCGAAUCCGAAAGAGUGCAGAUCGACAUGUAACGGUGUGUGGGUAAACCACGAUUAAACUCGCAGCAUGUCAGCUACUAUGUACUUCUAGUGUCAGUUACUAGAAGAAGAGAUCAGUUUCUUGUUGCUAUUCUGUCCCGUCAGCCAGGGGACAACAAUAGCAGUUUGUUGGAAAUGUUGGAAUGUUGGACAAUGAUGUACUAACGUGCUUUAUAGAUGGCCCAUUGUGGAAAGACCUUACAACUGCCACAAAAAUGCAUGUUGGGAUAAUUUAGAUUCCCCAGAGAUUAGUUUAGAGUGACCCAGGAGAACGUAACCAUGACAACGGGUGACAAAAAAAAGUUGAUUUGAUUGACCCAUGUGCAACUGUGCCGAAAUAUAACCAUACCCCGGAUUUUACGAUGCGGGAAAGGGAAUGUUUUACAGUUUUUACACUAGCCAAAAAAUAGGUAAAACCGUAAAAACAGAAACUAUUUGAACAUUUCUAAUAAACAGAGUUAUAAACACACGAAAUCAUUCCCGCACCCAAAAAUCCGGGAUAAAUCUGGCCAACAUCAGCAAAUUUAAGGGAAAAUAAUAACAUCCUACCCUUUACCGUCAGCAGCAGGUCCACGUUUUGGCUUUGUGAUUGUUUAAAACUUAUUUAACUAGCGGCCCGCCCCGGUUUCGCACAGGUAGUUCAACCAAUUUACACAAAGCCUUAACCUUUCUCAGGAAUCACUAUUUAUAUGUACUAGGUGAAAACCGCAUGAAAAUCCGUUCAGUAGUUUUUGAGUUUGUUGCGAACAUACAUAGAGAAAGGCGCGUUGUUUGAUAAAAUGUUUUUAUUUAUUUAUUCGGCACCGUUUUUCCACCAGCAUUUUAACCCUUUGACCGCCAAAGGCGGCCACAGACCCGCAUGGUUACAUUUUAAUAUUACCCUCAUCUAUUACAAUAAGAAAACUUCCGUGAGGCAUUGAUAUAUUAAAUAUAUUAAAACGGGUCACUCACGACUAUAAAGUCGAUGAUUGCUCGACAUGUUUCGCUCCAUAACGAGGAGCAUUUUUAAAGAGAGCUCGCGUGGAUGGAGCGAAAUAUGUCGAGCAAUCAUCGACUCAAAACUGUGUUACUAUUCUGGUUUGUAAAGUAGUGUGUAUAUUAUCAUUUCGAACACUGUUUGUGUCGGUAUUUCUACUGCAAGACGGUUUUCUUAAAUAAGACGUAAUUUGGAGACCCCAUAUAUUAUGGAUUUGUGUAUAAUGUUCAGUACAUUCGGUUGUUGUAUUACCGCUAUACAACAACAUUAUGUUCCUAUGUUUAAGUAUACUUAUGUAGCUCUUACACUAGUCGUUAAUAUAGACAUGAAUUGAUCUCGAAGUUUAUUUGGUAUUUAUGCUCGUACUAUACCUACCGCCUCUCCAAAAUACCAGGUUCAUACCUGAUCUAGAUUGUCAAUGAAAUAUGUUAAAAAUGAAUCAUGUUUGUAAACUUUUUGAACUAAGUCCAUGGUAUUUAAAAAUGUUAGACGGAGAGCUAGCCCCGGAAAAUGGUUCACAAUUUCGAGAGCAGUGAAACUAGACAAUUAGUUUGCUAUUUCUUGAUCCAGGCGUCUGGCAGCUGUUCAUGGGUGAAGGUCAGAAUGACAGGACAUCAACACUUCAGCACGAGAAAAGUCUCGAAGUUAGUUGUCACUAAAGUAAGGACGCUAAGGACGAGGAAUUUCAUACAUUCCUGUCUCUAUCGCACGCAUGUAAUUAUUUAUUACUCAAAUAAGUGACACAGCAGUACAGUAAAAACCAAGGCACUGUGAUUAUAUAUUUUAUAUACAGUAGCGGAAAAUAAUCUAUCUUAUUUUUACAGAUACAUUUGCCUAAUAUUUUUGGUAAUUUCUCAAAAACGGCUCUAGCGAUUUCGAUACAAUUUACAUUAUGGGGGUGUAUGAAAAGGACAAUUCGAUCAAACUAGAGUAUAUUGUAAAAAUAAUUAGUUUUCCCGAGUUUUCGCGGUAACCCGGUGGAUAUUAAAUUGUAAAGUAAUGAUACGAUUUAAUUUUCAAACCAGAGGCUAACGAGGGUGAAAAAUCGAUCUAUCUAGGUUUUAUUGUUGGUAAGAUUCGCUUGUGUGUUUUCAAAUAAGAAAUUCAAUAUUUAUAACAUACACUUAUUGGUGUGUGUGAAGUCCCCAAUCCGCAUUGUCCUAACGUGGCUGCCUAUGUUGCCACGAGCAGUAGGGCGUAAAUAUAUAUAUAUAUAUAUGAUGGUGAUGAUGAUAUAAUCAUUGUUUACAUGAUAUAAAGUCUAAUUUCACGAAUUUUCGAAUGAAUGCCUGCAAGAUAAUAGGAAUAUGAUAAAUUUUUUGGCGCUACUUUAUGCCGCCCAUGAUGCCGGCGUUUUAAUGACACUGUGCAAGCGGUACAGCACUAUAAUUAUGCGCGUGCGAUAGAGACGGCAAAUGAUGGGUCAAUGUACCAAAUGUUCGUGGUUAGCGUGUAUACUUUAGCAAACUAACUAGAAGGGUUUCGUAGCUCAUAUAAUGAAUGAAUGAAUGAAUGAAUGAAAUUAUUUAAUCCAGAAAAUAUUUCCAUAUAAGGUUAAAACAUUUAAAACGAAUUACAUAAUAAUAUAUGAUUAAAUUAAAUUAAGACCACCCACCAUUACCAUUACCAUUUUCCGGGGCUAGGUUUUAGUCUUGUGGUAACUUGGAAAAACUGCAAUUUUCUUGUCACAUCGAGGCCUAAUUGGCUAAGGCAACAAGUACAAAGCUUUGUGUAACGGAAUCUGAAGGCCAGAAUCGAUAUUAUUUUGGAUUAAAAUGUGUAAAUUAUAAAAUGUAUAAAAACUGUAGUCCAAAUUUGAUUCUCCACUGAUGUUUUAUUUGUUAUUAGUUAUUCGAUAAAAACUGUAUACAUAACUGUUUAUGACACUUACGUACCUUCGUCUUUUGAUUGCUACUUUAAUACCGUUUUAGGUUAUUUUUAUUUAUUUUGUAUGUUCAGUUGGGCAAAAAUUAUCUAUUUACGAAUAACCGGGGCAAAAUUGCGUACUUGUGGAUGUUUGUUUUAUUUCAAUUCAAUGAUAGUCAAAAAAAUGCAUAUUUUUUUUAUAAAACUAAUGGAAUUGAUCCAUUAUAGCCGAGGAAUCAAAAAAGCAUAAUUAUUAUAAUGAUAACAUAGUAUCUAACAUAAACCUCCGAAGUUUUCCAACCGUUGUUAUGGUCAUAUGUGGAGAAUUAUUUUUGUAACCUAAGGCGUUGUCGAGUGUAAAGGAAUUUGUAUCUUGUCGAUGAUCUAUUUGAUGUGCAUAGUCUAAUGUUUACAUGAUUUGACUGAAUUAAAUAAUCGCA
This is a messenger RNA of Cydia strobilella, 5745 nucleotides long. RefSeq lists its product as uncharacterized. NCBI's taxonomy places the organism in Eukaryota, Metazoa, Arthropoda, Insecta, Lepidoptera, Tortricidae. The coding region runs from base 395 to 1672 and encodes 425 amino acids. The record is from RefSeq and is a predicted model, not a curated record. The transcript is spliced from 9 exons.